AUGAGCUCUGAGAGCGAGGAGUCUCCAGGGCUCAAGUCUGAGUCCAGCUUCUGUUACAGAGAGAGCUUCCACUCUCAAUAUAUAGCCUUGAAGACCAUCGGCCAGGGAGGCUAUGCUAAAGUAAAGCUGGCCUACCACCGCCUCACAGGAACCCCAGUGGCUGUCAAAGUGCUUCACAAAAAGAAACUGUGGUGCAAUCCAGUCAUGUCUGAGGUAGAUAUCAUGAUGAAGAUCAACCACCCCAACAUCAUUUCACUCCUCCAAGUGAUUGAGUCUGCGACGAGAAUAUACCUGGUUAUGGAGCUGGCUGAGGGACAACAGCUUUAUCAUUACAUCCGAAAGGCUGGCCACUUGCAGGAGGAAGAGGCCCGGGGGAUAUUCAGGCAAAUACUGAGUGCUGUGAGCUACUGCCAUGAACUUGGAAUAGUUCAUCGGGACCUGAAACCGGAUAAUAUCAUGCUGGAUAGGAAUGGAAAAGUCAAAAUCAUCGACUUUGGCCUCAGCACACAGGUUAAACCUGGGCAGAGGCUGAAUUUUCACUGUGGCACUUACUCUUUUGGGGCCCCUGAACUCUUACGUGGCAAAUUUUAUGAUGGCACCAAGAUCGAUGUAUGGUCCUUGGGAGUAGUCUUAUAUUUCAUGGUAGUUGGGAAAGUCCCAUUUGGUGCUGUCAGUACACGAGAACUGCGAAGGCAGGUUGUGGCAGGGAAGUAUACUGUCCCCUUGAACAUGUCAGAACUACUCCAGGACCUGCUUAGCCGCUUAAUGACAGUCAACCCCAAGUUUAGGCCCACAGUGACCGAGGUGAUGACACACCCCUGGCUCAGGGAAGACUUGGAGGCUUCAACAAAUCAAUGUGAGGAAAUGGUCCCCAGCUUGCCUGACCCGGCAAUUGUAGAAGCCAUGGAAUAUAUGGGGUUCCAAGCCCAGGAUAUCAAAGAUUCGUUACGCCAAAGGAAGUAUAAUCAGACCAUGGCGUCCUAUUGCUUACUGCAAGAGCAGUCUCUCCGCAGGCAAGACUUUACAACCCCAGCUCAGCCCAUGAAUCCAGGGGCGACUCCAUUCCCUUCUUUUGAAGAUCCUGAUGCUUUCCCUCUAGAAUUGAGGAGGAGGGGAAGUGAGCCGGCCCUUGGCACAUUACUCAGAGGGCCAGCCACUUCUGGUCACGUACCUGCCUAUGGCCUGCAGGCAGGUCAAAGAGGAAGCAGACAUCCCGCUGGGUCUGCUCUCCCUCUCUGCAGGCCACUCCAGAGGCCGUCCACACCAGAUCAAACUCACCAAUGCACCAAGAGUGCUCCCUGCAUUUACUCAACGAGCAGCAUCUGGGAAAACACAGAAGAUGUAGGCUCCCACGGCCCCUCAGCAGAGGACAAGCCCACCCACAGACGGGGCCAGCCCAGGGAUGUAGGCUCCCACAGCCCCUCAGCAGAGGACAAGCCCACCCACAGACGGGGCCAGCCCAGGGGCUUGAAGGGAUGGACAAGGAGGAUAGGAAGCGCCCUGAUGAGACUGUGUUGCUGCUUUCCCUCAAGGAAGAAACCUCGCCUAGGGCAGAACAGAGUCUCCCCUCAAAAAUGA
Molecule: messenger RNA, 1578 nt
Organism: Arvicola amphibius (Eurasian water vole)
Lineage: Eukaryota; Metazoa; Chordata; Mammalia; Rodentia; Cricetidae
Product: sperm motility kinase 2B-like
Exons: 1
Coding region: 1-1578 (525 amino acids)
Biological process (GO): microtubule cytoskeleton organization; intracellular signal transduction; protein phosphorylation
Cellular component (GO): cytoplasm
Molecular function (GO): protein serine/threonine kinase activity; ATP binding; tau-protein kinase activity
Source: RefSeq, a predicted model, not a curated record